This is a messenger RNA of Trachymyrmex cornetzi, 3003 nucleotides long. Its product is annotated as cilia- and flagella-associated protein 69. Gene Ontology annotation, biological process: positive regulation of flagellated sperm motility. The record is from RefSeq and is a predicted model, not a curated record. NCBI's taxonomy places the organism in Eukaryota, Metazoa, Arthropoda, Insecta, Hymenoptera, Formicidae. The coding region runs from base 85 to 3003 and encodes 972 amino acids. The transcript is spliced from 11 exons. Gene Ontology annotation, cellular component: sperm midpiece; non-motile cilium.
UUAUUAUCAAUGUAUGAUUAAUGUUCAAACAAGAUCGACGAUUGCUAUGUAAUUUGUAUAACCAUCUUUUUUGAUUAAGCACGAAUGGAACGGAAACGGCAAGAUCGUCGUUUUGCCGCCAAGAAGUCGGUCUGUCCGAAAUACGUGAACUGCGAUUGUCCCCCAUUAUAUUUGAAUGAUGCAGAAAAAUGUCGCCCAAUAGAUGUGGAUUAUACUGUACAGAAAUUGCGACAACUCGUGUCGGAUCCUGUCACCAAUGAUCAUGUCCAGCGGAUAUCACGACUUUUAUCUGAUUACUUGCAUGAAAUCGGCGACGACGGUUAUCCAGUCAAACACCUGCCGGCCAUAAUGAAGAUAUUGGAAUUUCUGGCCUGGAAAAGCAAAGAAACCAACGACUAUCAGGAGCAUUUGGAUAGGAUGUUGCAGUUAUGCAGUCAGCCGCCUUUACUGAAACAAGCUUCCGAGAGUCUCACUAGUUCUGUCAUAAUAGAACACUAUUUUACGUUUCUUGGUUAUCUCCUAACAAUUUUGCCUAAUAAAGAUGUCCAACAGAUCCACGAGGCUCUUGAUUGUUUAUUAAUUAGGCAGAUGAAACCGAUAAACGUUGCGGCAGUGAAAUUAGAUUUUCGUCGUCGAGCUAUGGAGAAUUCUAGAUUGCCGAUUAUCAUCAUUGAACUGCUGGAGGCUGCUAUGCCAAAAAUAUAUCCGAAGAUCUUAGAACUGGCUUAUAUGGUCGCCUCGAUCUCAAAUCAAUGUUGUCACAGAAUGCUGCAGGCUGGGAUACUGAACACGUUGUUAACCAGGAUGGACCUUCCUUACGCGACGGAACUUACGUGUUGCACCGUACCGAUGGACAUACCCCUUGAGGGAGAGGAAUAUCCGUGGGACAUCAUGCUCUUGAUAAUGAAACUCUUGUGGAGUCUCAUGAGAUCGGUGUUAUCUUCGAAAACGCUACCAGAACACCUGAAGGACCUCCCAUCGCCCAAGCAAUGCGCCAUGUGGGGCUUAAGGUAUUCCUUCAAACGGCAGAUACUUCGCGGUCAAUACUGUGCCGUCAAUUUGAGGUUCAGGAACGACAUCGCCGCAUUGAUCCUCGCUGGAAUCGUGGCUUUACCAUCGUGGGAUCUUGUCAGUAACGGUAUCGCGGAAGAUAUCGUCAAUCUUUUAUCUACAAUUGAAUCUGGCACUACUAAAAUAUGGUCAGAAAAUGUUAAGUUCUCCGACAGUGAUGAGGACCUCUUCUUCAAAAAGAUCCUACUGAUGAUCAUCGCUUACCUCGCAGAUAUCGACGUUUACAUCUUCGUGAUGGACAAAGCGAUGAUUAUGCCAGUUAUUCUUCGGAUCAUUAAAUUCUGCAUGAACAAUAAAAAAGAUAAAGGAUCUUCUCCGUCGCUAAUUCUUUUGGAGCGUGCAAUGCAUAUCUUAUCACUGUUAGCUCCACGAAUAGAAACGGAAUUUGUGAAGCGCAAAGGCACUCUUAUAUUACUGAUGAUGCUCAAGCAAAUUUUGAACGUGGAAUUCGACGAGUAUCUUGCGAUGAUUUUUACGAGAUCCGUUUGCUCGAUAAUUCUGCAGGACAACAUCUUUCUUCUGGAGGAUUUCCAAAAACACGGAAUGAUACCGUUAUUAAUUAAAUUAUUCAGCAAUAUAAUGAGUUUAGAUAAGCUUACGAUGAGGAGGCAACGAAUUCUAACAUUGCUACUGAUCUCCCUAGAAGGGCUUAUGAAAAAACAAAUGUCUGUUCAACAGAUGUGCGAACGACGAAGCGUCGAGUUUAUUUUAGAAAUAUUCGCAAAGUGUCUACAUCAAAGAAACGAGGAUUUUCAAAUAGAUCAGCGACUGUUGCUAGCAAUAGGCGCUUACGUUUGGAAAUGCAUAGUGCGAUGUCCUGAGAAUCUUCAAAUUUUCUUGAACGGCGGUGGAUUGUACUCGGUGUUGGACAUCAUUGAGGUCGCGAGCUACCCUGUAAGGUGUUUGUAUCUCGGUGCACUGACUGAUAUGUGCGAUAGCAUCUUUUGCGGACCAUGUCUCUGCACCUGGAGAGGCGCUGAUAAGAAGACAGGUCUGAUGUCUUUAUUCAUGAGUAUUUGGCGAGAAGAAGAAGACAGGAUCGGCAUUAAAAGACGCGCCGACGGUUCCAUAGCAGAUCCUGAAUUUCCUCAGAUGGGCACCAAGCAGUGGAUAGACACCUAUCGUUUCCAGCUUACGGAAGACGCUAGUCCCACUAUAGCUGACAUGCUUGGUUCGGUACGAUCAAAAAUCUUUAGUAUUUUGAAAAUAAUUGAGAGAGACGGCGACAAAUACGAAAUCGCUAAGAAGCAUUAUAAGAUUCUACUUGAGGAAUUGCCAACAAAAGAUCACAUAACACUAUGUUGCGCCGACAUGUAUCUACGACUGAAGCUCGGUCAGAUGUGGACGGAGCUUAGCAGAUAUUUGGAGCAGACCGGCGUCAUCCCAUUGAGCGUGGACGCGCAUCUGAUCGUUCACAUGGUGCAGUGGCAUCAUUCAUGGGGCAUUUCAAUCGAGGACCGUCAGAAAAAGCUUAUUGCAAUGGCCAAGAGAGCAGAUGAGAUCUUAGAGAAAGACGAGCUCGCGAGGAUACGCGAUUCCAAGUUGGCGCCGACCCUGGAAGCGUUGGACGAUGUAGAUCGCAUUCGUCGUACGACCGACAGAUCGUACAUGUUACGGAAGAAAGCUCGACAGAGGCAACAAGUGCAGGCGACCCUAUCAUUCCCACGCGAUGCUGACGUCAAGCAAUGCUAUCGAACGUUUUCGGAUAAGACGAACGUCACGGCAAUUUUUGGACAACAUCACUUGAUCGACACUCCGUGUUUAAAGGAUUUUCGAAGCGAUUUUACGGAGAUAUCGCCAAUAUCACCAGUGUCAUCCCCCGAUUCAUUUCGCAAAGAAGUUCUAUCUUCGCUCGAAGUUGCUUCCACGAGUUCCUUGUUCUAUGAACGCCGGUUCACAGACAAUUACAUGAUCGAAAGUCUCAAUCGGUAA